Molecule: messenger RNA, 1989 nt
Organism: Tyto alba (common barn owl)
Lineage: Eukaryota; Metazoa; Chordata; Aves; Strigiformes; Tytonidae
Product: omega-hydroxyceramide transacylase-like
Exons: 5
Coding region: 180-884 (234 amino acids)
Biological process (GO): triglyceride catabolic process; lipid homeostasis
Cellular component (GO): membrane; cytoplasm; lipid droplet
Molecular function (GO): triacylglycerol lipase activity
Source: RefSeq, a predicted model, not a curated record
CUUUUGAUUCCUGGCUGAAUUAUCUACAGGGCCUGAGUUUGGAGGGAGAAAAAUGAGGCAUUUCACAGGUUACCUUCCUAUUUAUCCAAACCUGGCUGUGCAUAUCAGACAUGGUCUGAUCCACAAUAGUCAGUGGUGCCCAGUAACCCAGCCGUGGGUCCCCAUUUUGGCAUUUACAGAUGAGCCUCCAUUCCCAAAGGCAAUGUGUUUUUGUGGCUCUUUGCUCACCUUUGUGCUUUCCAUCUCACCCACAGGCCAUAACAUGCAGCUGCUUCAUCCCUGUGUGUUUUGGAGUUUUACCUCCUGUAUACCAUGGGGUGCGUUACAUUGAUGGGGAACUUGCCAUGUGGAAAGCCAGCUUUGUGUCCCGGACCAUGAUCACUGUGUCUGCUUUUGCCGGCGAAUACGACAUCUGUCCCAAAGAUUGCCCAGCUGCCUUCUUCAAUUUCCAAGUCUCUGAUUGUAUUUUACAGAUAUCAAAGAGAAACAUCUGCCGCCUCCAGUAUGUUUUUCAGCGUCCCUCAGAUCAAGUUCUGGAGCAGUUUUAUACCCAUGGCUACCAGGACACAGUCUCCUUCUUAAAAAAACUGAGUGAUUUUGGUAUAAAUUACCUUGAUGAGGACUUUAUGCUUUCAUUGGCCAACGUAUCACAUCAUAAAGAUGAAGAGACCGUGUACUGGAAGCCAGAAACAAGACUACUUUGCUCCAGAGCCACAGACACUGAGGUCACUGAAGAGAAUCAAGGGACCAUCAGGGCAGCAGAUGAAGCCCCACACCAUCUUCUCCACUGUCAGAGAGAUGCAAAUCCAGAGGGAUCCACAUGUGUGCCUACCUCCACUGGCAGGAGAAUCGGGCCUCCGAGGGCAUAUGAAGCUCAGGAAUAGGUAAUUGGUAAAAUAACUUCAGGGAACUGGACAGAAAUUAGUUCCUGCCCAGUGUGAUGCUCCCUAAGGCUUCUCCCUCUCUCUGUUUUCUGUUUGAUGAAUCUCUGAAAGUUUUUGAGUGGGAGGAAAACACUUAACACAUGACAUUUCCUGGCAGAUGCCUGCCCUGUAAUCUGCAUUAAAGAGGGCUGGGGGGAAUGCUGCUGAUGUUCAGCAAGUGAAGUGGCUAGAGAAACUAAGGGUGGGCUCUACAUGCAUGCAAGUAAAGAUGCCCAGCCUCCCCUGUACAGGUCGCGGUUUGGUUGCAGAUGCAGCACUGCAGUGCUUUUCCUCAGCCAUCACGGUAAAGCCGGUCAGGCCUGGGCACAGAGACUGCAGUGGCAGCACUGGAAACAAAAUCAGCUGGUUUUCCCAGGUGAAAAAAGCCCACCCCCAAAAAUCUCUGUAAAAAAACAGCAGCUGUGCUGCUGUGUGAAAUGAGGUCCGGUGUCCCCCACCACUUCCCAGGGCAGCAGAACCGUGUGGUGUCAGAGACCCCAGGGCCUAUCCAGGACGGUUACUUGAGGGAACAGGCUGGCAGUUAGUUGAGUCCAGGUCAAUGACAGGGACAAGUAGCCCCAGGGGCGUUUGAUGCUGAAGAGCUUUUUCAUAGCAGAGGAAUUGUGUAGUUGCCUUCAGUAUGAAAUCAUUCUGUGCAAGUCUCUUCGUCAGCUGCACAUGAAGUAACUUGCAAGCAGAUUUUGGGGAGGUAUGGCUUAAAAGCUGUCUGUGUGACAAAUUAAAUGCCUUGAAUCCUUGAGAGUUUAGUGCCAAGACACCUCUCAGGAUCUUGGUGAAUGUGCCUGAUGCCUGCUAGAGCAGAGCCCAGCAGAUAAAUGGACCAAGAAUAUGUUGCUAUAGGAUAGCAGCACUAAGCUAGUUCAUAGCUUCUUUCAGAUGUCACUGAAUAAAUAAUAUCACGGGGACAAAAAUUAGCUACUUUUAAUGUGGGUGUCUUGAAUUUGGAAUUUUUAGCCACUCUCAGCAUCAGUAAACCAUGGAUGAGGCCCCCGGGGAUUUCCCGGCUCUGUGCCCUGCCCUCCCUCCACUGAGGGUUUGCAUCCCC